GGCCGAUGUGUAGGCAGCAUGCAAGAUUUGCGUCCGACGUGCGAUGUCAAGCCGUCAAAGUCCACCUAAGGCGAGGCGACCAAUCGGAGCGUAGCUCGCGCUUUUAGGAUAUGUAGAAGUUCAAAUUUAUCCGCGAACUCCCGCCUAUUCAGUGCUACUUCAGGCAGGCGCAAGCGUUUCAAUGGCUUUCCCCCGCACGGUCGUCUCCCUUCCGUCUGAUGAUCUGUUCAAUGGGCAGCCUUCCCUCCAGCAAGCUUACGAGCGCCUCCGAACCUACGAGACCACGCAUUCCACAAAGCCGCUUCCUGCUCGCUGGCUUGGCCAUCUUUUGCGAGAAGUGCCCGUGAAAGAUGCGCUUGCUAGAGAGAUAACAUCCUGUAAAGACGACACCGCUAUCCAAGACUUAUCGGAUAUAUAUAGAGAUCUUCUCCUAAGGUUAUUUAAACCCCAGGAAGGGCCAACGCCUGAUCCAUCGGACCCCUCAAGUCGCCCCUCCGAUGUAAUAGUGACGAACGCAAUUCUGCAUGAUCGCGUCCCUCAAGACCAUGGCGCGGCAAAGUGUCUGGCACUUAAGCGUGAUGGCGGGCGCUCGAUCAGUGGGCAGUACGACAUUAGCAUCGAAGAUAUACCAAAGGGAUCCACGUGCACGUGGACCAAUGCCGCGCACAUCAUCCCAUUUGUCGUCAAUUCUAAUCGGGAUCAAGAAAAGAAUACAGGAAAGGGAAAGGAAACCGACCCCAACCUCAAUUGGUCUGCUGGAGUACUGGCAGUAUUAAGUCGCAUUGGAGGCAUUGUCCCCGAGGAGAUUCGUGGAGAGAAAAUCAACCGUCUAUCAAACAUCAUCACGAUGAACGCUGAACACCACAUUGCAUUCGAUCGCCUGGCCUGGUGGCUGGAGCCAGCAAAUAGUGGUGAACCCAACCAUUAUGUUGUCCGCCGUAUCCGCCCCAAUCUUAGUCUCCUUCCGGUCGAGAUUCGCUUUACUUCCACUGACCCUUGGCUGGAGCUUCCCGAUCCUAAAUUCAUCGCUAUCCAUGCGGCUUGUUGCCGUGCAGCCCAUCUUUCCGCGGCGGUGGAGGCUAUUGACAAAAUCUACGAUGCAUUUAAUGAGACUCGUGUUCUGGCAGAUAACGGCUCUUCUGCAGAGCUGCUAGAGUUUUCAUUGUCAAAGCUUGUUGUAUCCGCGAGCUGAAUGUGCUCCUGCUAAUCGCCAGAAAUUGAACUGUGCAUCCAUCGAGCGUUGCGGGAGGUAAGGGAACUGCUCUAGAAAAGUCGUGACGGGCGCACGAACCUAU
Cantharellus anzutake is the source of this 1295-nucleotide messenger RNA. RefSeq lists its product as uncharacterized. The transcript has 5 exons. NCBI's taxonomy places the organism in Eukaryota, Fungi, Basidiomycota, Agaricomycetes, Cantharellales, Hydnaceae. The coding region runs from base 182 to 1192 and encodes 336 amino acids. The record is from RefSeq and is a predicted model, not a curated record.